AAAAUCUACCAAGAUCCAAAGUUUGAAGGCAAUGGAGGAUGGCAUAGGUCUCUGAAGUCACCAAGCACCUGCCCCCCUGCUUUUUUUUGUGUUCUCUGUACCAUUACCAGCCCGAUCACCAUGUCCAACAUACUGCGUGUUGCGGGGACCCUUCUCCCUGCAGACGUGCAAUGCCGGAGGUUUGUGGCGGCUAACAGGUAUGACCUGGCCGAGACGGGGUACGGCCGCGCCCUUCUGGCCGCCAUGUCUGAUAUGGACAGGCUGCAGGAAGUGGAGGUACUGAAGAGCCUGGGAGACUUGAACGUGGAGAAAGGAAGACCCCACAAGACCGAAGCUCCGCGGAACUUGGAGCGGGGCCUGAACCUGUACAGGGCCGCGCUGCGCCGGUUUGAGGACCCGGGGGAAGGCGAGUCUCUCCAACAUAGGGUCAAACUCGCCGAGAAACUCAGGCAGAAAACGCCCAUAACUGGAUCAACCAGGAACCUAAGCAUUAAUUCUGUUGCAAGAGCUUCAGAAGUCUUUCAAGACUUGGACAGGAAACGGGCGAAUGGUGGCCAUAUGGACUCCAUCUUAAGUGGCUACACGAAGGUUCUUGUGGAAGGAAUAGCGGAGGGGAACAAUCUGUUAGAAGUAGAGGCUAUAAAAAGUCUCGGAGACGUGAACCUUAAGAGAGGAAGAGACUUAAAGGAGCUCAGACACUUGACCAAGGCCACAGCCCUGUACAGCACAGCCCUGGAGCGAUGUGACGAUCCACAUGGGAAAACCGUCCUCACACAUCGCUUACUGCACGCAGCAAAAGUCAGGAGAAACAUGGCGGACAGAAGGAGACGGAGAGGCAAAACGACAAACAAGUGGGAGUCACCUGAACCUACCAAGGUUACUUCGACAAUUCCUCAAGGUCAUAACGUCCCUACAGCAGAUGAUUCAAGGUAAGUGACGCAGUACGAGGAAUACUUGCAGAAAGGUGAGGAGGCUGUACAGAGGGGAGACCUGGACUCGGCAGAGAAGCACUUUGCAGCAGCGCUCAGGCUGGUACAUGUCAGAGGCUGUCAAACAGGAGACGGGGGAGACUUUGUCAAGGCAGCAGCACUCUACCAUGCAGCACUGACCAGGUCGAACAAGAGAGCCUCAAAACGCAAGCUUGGUAAAGCAGUUAAGGAAGCAGAGAAAAAGGCUCUUAAGUAUUGCCUAGCUAAAGAGACUUUUACUGAAAGCCUGCAAGGGGGUAACUCUCGUGAACACAAGGACCAGCUCAGUAAAAUCCGGGGCCAAAUCAAACAGGAGAUGGAAACCAUCGACAAAGAUCUGAACCCCUACAUACAUGACGAGGAAAGUCAGUUAGCAAGAGAGAUAGAAGCCAAGAGGGCUAAAGCUGUCAGACAGUUGUUUGAGAAAAUUGCUAAAGAAAGAAAAGAGUUCAUUGGGCAGCUAGUAGAUGAGUGUAUCUCAGUGAUGGGUCCCCCUCCCUGUAAGUAUGCCCUUAUGGGUUUGGGUUCACAGGCCACAGUACUGGUAACUCCAUACUCAGACCUGGAGUUUGCCAUCUUGGUAGAGGAGGAAAAUGAAGCAAAUGUCGCGUAUUUCCGUCGACUGACUCACUACCUGCACCUCAAAGUGGUCAACCUGGGAGAAACCAUUCUCCCAGCCCUGGAGAUAAAAAGUCUGAAUGAUUUCUCCUCAGAUGACCCACUUGACAACUGGUACUACGACUCUGUUACACCACGGGGGUUUGCCUUUGACGGCUCUAUGCCGAAAGCAAGCAAGACUCCACUGGGCAGGCAGGGAACUUCGACUGAACCACCCAGUGAACUCAUCCGCACACCAAAGAACAUGGCUGGAAUCUUGGAAAAGGAUGCCUCAGUGUAUCUGAAGGAAGGGUAUCACCUCGCCAGUGUUUUGCGGAAUGCUUGCUUGAUAGCAGGGGAGCAGGGUUUAGUUGAUGACUAUGCUGGCAUUGUUACAAAGACUCUGAAGGCUCGAGGUGGUGAAAUGGCUCAGCAACUGGCAAAGGCGACGAUACAUGAGAAUCUGGCAAACGCCGACGACCAGAGACCGACUGCCGUCCUUUUUGAUGUGAAGAAACAAAUCUACCGGUUUCCGUCUGUUGCUGUCGACUGUUUGGCACUCCGUUCGAAUAUUUUGCCAACUACAGUUUGGAACACGAUAGAAAACAUGAAGGACAAAAACGUUGUCAGUGCGGAAAACGCACAUCACCUGAAGGUUCUGGUCAGCAUCUCAGCAGAACUCAGACUCAGAACCUAUAUCGCAAACGGCGGCCAGAAGGAGAACAUGUCAGCCUUGUCGGAAAUGCCAGCAUCACCAGUCAACAGCGACCAGCAUACCAGUGAGUUACAGAAGGUGUUCUACAUUUCUGAUAUAAACCAGCUGUUGAGAUAUUACUUGACAGCAAUGCCUCUCCACCGCCUUCUGUCCAAUAAACCGUUUCCCCUUAAUCAAGAACGCCGGCUGAGAAGUAUACGAUUAUUUGAGAACUCUCCAGUAGUAAAAGGGGACAUGUACCGCUUGUUGGGCAAUAACAUGGAAGCUCUCAGGUGUUAUGGGAAGCUUUCUAAAUUAUAUGGUAUGAGAACAGCACAUCGCGAUAUUGCCACAUCAUUUCACAACAUAGGUUUAGUUUGGGCCAAUAAGGGUGAUUAUGAGAAAGCCAUCAGCUUCUAUGAUCAGAGCCUGAAAAUGAGGAACACUUUGUAUGGUCAGAAUACAGCCCAUCCUGACAUAGCGGUAUCUUUAACCGUGUUGGGAGAGGCCUGGCAUAAGCUUGGAAAACAUCAUAAGGCUAUCAAAUACAGAGAGUUAGCUCUGCAAAUUUUAAGGACGGUCUAUGGUCCAGAUAAACCACAUCCAGCCAUUGCUAUUACCCUCAAUAACCUGGGGACAACAUGGGGUAAACUGGGAGAUGGCGGUAAGGCAAUGACGUACUUUGAAGAGACUUUACAGAUGCAGAAAGCUAUACACGGCCCAGAACAUCCUGAAAUUACAGAACUUCUUAACAACAUGGGGGUGACUUGUACUAACCUUGGAAGUUAUCAGAAGGCACUGACCUACCUCAAGCAAUCAUUGGAGAUGUAUCGAAGUGUCUAUGGUCGGGAUGCGAAACACCCUAAGAUUGCUAGCACACUCAGUAACAUGGGAUAUGCCUGGCAGUGUCGAGGUGAUUACAGGAAAGCUGUUCAGUACUAUGGACAGGGACUGAAAAUGCAGAAGGCCAUCUAUGGUGAAAAUACACCCCAUGCAAACACUGCCACCUUCCUCAACAACUUGGGGAUUGCCUGGUGUAGCUUAGGCGAUUACUGGAAAGCUAAAGAAUACCAUGAACAGGCUCUGAAGAUGUACAAAGCUGUUUAUGGCGAAAACACACCACACCCCAAGAUUGUUAAAACGCUUAAGUCCUUGGUAUUCGUCUGGGAUAACCUAGGCGAUGAAAGACAAACCAUGUUCUACUUCACACAGGCAGCGCAGAUGCAAAAAAGUAUUUAUGACGUGCAAUGCCGGAGGUUUGUGGCGGCUAACAGGUAUGACCUGGCCGAGACGGGGUACGGCCGCGCCCUUCUGGCCGCCAUGUCUGAUAUGGACAGGCUGCAGGAAGUGGAGGUACUGAAGAGCCUGGGAGACUUGAACGUGGAGAAAGGAAGACUCCACAAGACCGAAGCUCCGCGGAACUUGGAGCGGGGCCUGAACCUGUACAGGGCCGCGCUGCUCCGGUGUGAGGACCCGGGGGAAGGCGAGUCUCUCCAACAUAGGGUCAAACUCGCCGAGAAACUCAGGCAGAAAACGCCCAUAGCUGGAUCAACCAGGAACGGAAGCAUUAAUUCUGUUGCAAGAGCUUCAGAAGUCUUUCAAGACUUGGACAGGAAACGGGCGAAUGGUGGCCAUAUGGACUCCAUCUUAAAUGGCUACACGAAGGUUCUUGUGGAAGGAAUAGCAGAGAGGAACGUUCUGUUAGAAGUAGAGGCUAUAAAAAGUCUCGGAGACGUGAACCUUAAGAGAGGAAAAGACUUAAAGAAUCCACAACACUUGACCAAGGCUACAGCCCUGUACAGCACAGCCCUGGAGCGAUGUGAUGAUCCACAUGGGAAAACCGUCCUCACACAUCGCUUACUGCGCGCAGCAAAAGUCAGGAAGGACAUGGCGGAAAGAAGGAGACGGGGCAUAAAGGCAAACAAAGGGUCUAGUUCUAAAGUGGCCAAGGACACAGCCCCAAAUAUUCCUCAGGGUAGCAGCCUCCCUACAGCAGAUAAUGCAAGGCAGUACGAGGAACACCUGCAGAAAGGAGAGGAGGCUGUACAGAGGGGAGACCUGGACUCAGCAGAGAAGCACUUUGCAGCAGCGCUCAGGCUUGUACAUGUCAGAGAUCCCACAACGCAACAGUAUGAAAAAGAGGUUUUACCCCUGCACAAGUUGGGCGAUGUCUACUGCAGGCGAGGCUGUCAAACAGGAGACGGGGGAGACUUUGUCAAGGCGGCAGCACUCUACCAUGCAGCACUGGCCAGGUCAAAAUUCAACAAUGAGAUCGUUCAAAAUGCAGUUGAGGAAACAGAAGCGCUUUUUGUCCAUCAUACCUUGAAGAUAGAUAAGAAAGGGAAUCCAGAUGAAACAAAGAAACACAAGAAACAACUGAAAGAAAUUCGGGACCGAAUCAAACUGGAGAUGGAAUCACUUGACGAGGAGGAGUUCCCCUUCAUGGAUGCUGAUGCUGAGGAAGAGGAGGAGGAGCAAGUUCAUGAGAAGGAAGCUGAGAGAGCUGACAAAGUAAGGCAGGUGUUUGAGAGUAUUGCUGAUGACAGAAAGAACUUUAUAACACAGUUAAUAAAUGAGUGUAUCUCAGUGAUGGGUCCCCCUCCAUGUAAGUAUGCCCUGAUAGGUUUGGGUUCACAGGCCACAGGACUGGUAACUCCAUACUCAGACCUAGAGUUUGCCAUCUUGGUAGAGGAGGAAAAUGAAGCAAAUGCCGCGUAUUUCCGUCGACUGACUCACUACCUGCACCUCAAAGUGGUCAACCUGGGAGAAACCAUCCUCCCGGCCUUGGGGAUCAAAAGUCUGAAUGACUUCUACUCAGAUAACCCACUUGACAACUGGUACUAUGACUCUGUUACACCUCGUGGGUUUGCAUUUGAUGGCUCCAUGCCAAAGGCAAGCAAGACUCCGCUGGGCAGGCAGGGAACUUCGACUGAACCACCAAGUGAACUAAUCCGCACACCGAUAAAUAUGGCCAGAGUCUUACAAACAGACUUUUCAGUGUACCUGAAGGCAGGGUAUCACCUCUGUAGCGUGCUGAGAAAUACUUGCCUGAUUGUCGGAGAGCAGACCUUGGUUAAUGACUAUGCCGCUAUCGUGGCUGAGACGCUGAAGGCUCGUGGAGGGGAAGUAGCUCAGCAGAUGGCCAGCGAGACGAUCCAUGAGAAUUGGGCAAGUCUUCAGGAAGACGACGUAUUCAAAGACGAGCUGUUGGAUGUAAAGAAAGAAAUCUACAGAUUCCCUGCAAUCGCAGUAGAUUGUUUGGCUCUCGGUUCCAAUAUCAUACCCACUACAGUUUGGCAAACAAUUGAAGACAUGGAAACUGAAGGGGUUGUCAGUGCCGAAAACGCGCACCACCUGAAGGUUCUGGUCAGCAUCUCAGCAGAACUCAGACUGAGGACCUACAUCGCAAACGGCGGCCAGAAGGAAAACAUGUCCGCCCUCCCGUCAAUGCCUACAUCACGGGACAACAGAGGUGAAACAAGCCAUCUCUUGCAAAAGGUGUUUCAUGUUUCCGAUAUGAAUCAGAUGUUCAGGUAUUUCUUCACAGCACGUCCUCUGAAGGCCUUCUUGUCAGAUGUACAAUUCCCGUUGCGCAAAAGCUCCCUGCCUCUACAGGAUUCUCUUCUGGAAAGCUGUCCAGUAAUGAAAGGUUUAAUUUAUCGUUACUUCGGUUAUCACAUGCAAACUAUCAGAUGCCAUGAAAAGGCUUUGAAUCUAUGCAAAGGUAAGGAAGAUUGGGAAACAGCGACAUCACUGUUUAACUUGGGAACAGAUUUGUUAUAUCAUGGAGAUCAUAGAAAAGCACUCAGUUACCUUGAACGAGCAAUACAGAUGUUCAAAGUAUGCGGUUCUUUUGAUGGUGAAGAUCCUCUUAUUGCUGAGUGUCUAAUAAAUCUAGGAAAGGUUUGGUAUGAAAUCUCGGACUAUAGAAAGGCAAUCAGCUACUUAGAGGACGGACUGGACAUGUAUAGGAAAGUUUAUGGCCGGAGAACAGCCCAGCGUGAUGUUGCCUUCGCUAUAGGAUUUCUGGGUACAACGUGGACGAAGCUUGGAGACCACAGAAAAGCACUCGACUAUCAUCAACAGGCAUAUGACAUGUAUUUGAGAGUCUAUGGUAAAGAGCAUCCUGAAGUUGCCAGUGCGCUAAGCAAUGUUGGAGAAUCCUGGGGAAAUACAGGGGAUCACAAGAAAGCCAUCAGUGUUAUUGAAGAAGCACUGCAGAUGAGCAGAAAGCUGCAUGGACAAAAUGCUGUACAUCCUCAUAUCGCUUGGUCAUUAAACAACCUAGCGGUAAGCUGGGAGGAAAUGGGGAAUCCCCGGAAGGCACGCAGUUACGCAGAAGACGCCUUGCAAAUGUUUAAGGCAAUUUAUGGUGAGACUGCAGCACAUCCUAAAAUUGCACGUUCACUCAUGAACCUUGGUUCAUCAUGGAGCAAGCUGGAUCCUAAACAAGCCAAUGUCUACUUCCGGCAGGGACUAGAUAUGACUAGGAAACUGUAUGGUGACGUGCAUCCUAGGACUGCAGAAGCACUUCACAGCCUUUCACUUAAUUUGUGGAUCUUGGGGGAACGCAGGAAAGCAGUGAGCAACUGCGAAGAGGCCCUGAGGAUACUUAAGACAAUUCACGGACCAAGCACAGCACAUCCCGAAGUUGCCGUCAUCCUCGUCAACCUGGGUACAUUCUGGUUUAAACUUGGCGGCUACGGGAAAGCGGUGGAACACUAUGAAGAUGCGCUGCAGAUGUACAAACGUAUGGACGGUGCAAGUAAACAAGAUCCUACAGUUGCAACGGUUCUCAGUAAUGCAGGACUAGCCUGUGCAGCUCUGAGGGAUUACAGAAAGGCACUGGACUACCAUGACCUCUCAUUGCAGAUGUUCCAGUCUUUGCACGGUACGGCACAUCCUGACAAUUCCCCCACACUUAACGGCAUUGGAACAGUCUGGCUUCGCCUUGGUGAGAAGAGAAAAGCCAUUGACUGCUUUGAGCGAGCCCUACAGAUGCAGAGAAAUGUGUACGGUGCGUGUGCAGAAAAUCCUAGUAUCGCUGCCUCACUCAGUAACCUGUCUGCAGCCUGGGCUGCCUUGGGUCAUGAUCGAAUAGCGAGAAUGUACAUGAACCAGGCCAGGAAGAUGAAUAAGAAACUUGCACGUCAGGAGUCCAAAUGACUACAGUCUGUCCUAAGCUGAGAUAGGACAGCGUUCAAUGUUUGCAUCACACAUAACGGAGUUUCAACAAAUACUCAUUUGACAAGCUGAUGAGAACAUGUUAGAUUCGCACCGUUGUCUUUUGUUCUACUACUACUUCUAGAAUUUAUUUGUCUAUUAGCCUGCAUAGUCUUGUCGUGACAUGAAACCGAAACAAACCGGCACUCUGUAGCCAUGGCGGUGCUUCUGCUG
Molecule: messenger RNA, 7656 nt
Organism: Branchiostoma belcheri (Belcher's lancelet)
Lineage: Eukaryota; Metazoa; Chordata; Leptocardii; Amphioxiformes; Branchiostomatidae
Exons: 12
Cellular component (GO): kinesin complex
Molecular function (GO): [protein-PII] uridylyltransferase activity; protein binding
Source: RefSeq, a predicted model, not a curated record